This is a messenger RNA of Lathyrus oleraceus (garden pea), 465 nucleotides long. Its product is annotated as proline-rich receptor-like protein kinase PERK10. The record is from RefSeq and is a predicted model, not a curated record. NCBI's taxonomy places the organism in Eukaryota, Viridiplantae, Streptophyta, Magnoliopsida, Fabales, Fabaceae. The transcript has a single exon. Bases 1 to 465 code for a protein of 154 amino acids.
AUGCUGAACGAAACCACCUCAUCAUCAUCUUCCUCACCUUCUUCCCCACCAUAUUAUAUUCUCUCAUCAGACAACGAACCCUCUGACCCUCAAUCCCCCACUCAAGCUCAACUUCAGGCACGUGCUCUGGCCUCAAAGCAGCCAUCACAAACUGAACCUGAACCUGAACCUGAAGUCACCUCCCCACCCCCUGAACAACAAAAUCCACCUCCAUCUGAUCAACCUCAAACACCAACUCCUGAACAACAAACUAAUCCACCUCCUGAACAACCAAUACACUCACCAUCUGACCAUCAACCAAAUCCACAACCUGAACAAACAACACCAUCUCCCUCUGAUAUUCCCCCAUCACCAACCUAUGAUGCCAUCAUCACUCCUACUCAAAAUCCAGAUGAAACCAAUCCAACUUCACCACCCUCCCCAUCCUCUAGCCCUGAACCAGAAAUUGCCUUCCCCAUAUUAUAA